UUCAUCUGGAUCGAACUGGCGUGCAUUCGUACGUGUUGCGUUUUUAUUUUGUAAAACUUGUGUAUUCCGUUUUUCCCACUUUGUUGGUUGUAAUUCAACGCUAGUUUAAUCCUUUUUGCGAAGAAUCAUCAUGAACGGAUUCGAUGAUGUUGGAGUGUUCUUCUCCGAUAACUUUGACGGCGAUCAGCAGCAAAAUGAGAACCAGAUCAAUCUACAGCAAGUGAAGAAAAAGUAUAGAGAAUUCAUCCGGACCUUCUGUGAGGCCAACUUUAUGUACAAAUACCGUGAUGCCUUGAAGCGAAACUACUUGCUCGGACGCUACUACCUGGAGGUGGAAAUCGAGGAUCUGGCUGGGUUCGAUGAGUCUCUGGCAGACAAACUAUACAAACAGCCAACGGAGCAUCUGCAGAUUUUCGAAGAGGCUGCUCGGGAAGUGGCCGACGAAAUUACAUCCCCUCGUCCGGAGGGUGAGGAGCAGGUGCACGACAUUCAGGUGCUGCUGGGAUCCGGUUCCAAUCCCACCAACAUACGCGAUCUGAAAUCGGACAGCGUUUCGAAGCUGGUAAAGGUGGCCGGUAUCAUCAUAGCCGCGUCCGGCAUCAAAGCCAAAGCGACGCGCAUUUCCAUCCAGUGCCGGUCGUGCAGCAAUGUCAUCCCGAAUUUACCGGUCAAUCCGGGCCUCGAGGGUUACCAGAUGCCACGCAAGUGUAACACGGAGCAGGCAGGUCGGCCGAAAUGUCCCCUCGAUCCGUAUUUUAUCAUGCCGGACAAGUGCCGGUGUGUCGACUUCCAAGUGCUGAAGCUGCAGGAACUUCCCGACUUCAUCCCGCAGGGCGAGAUCCCACGCCACAUGCAAUUGUUUUGCGACCGAAGCCUGUGUGAGCGAGUGGUCCCGGGCAAUCGGGUGAUGAUUCACGGCAUUUUCUCCAUCCGGAAGAUCGCACGCCAGGGCAAGGCUGACGGUCGUGAGAAGCAGAUUGUUGGUGUGCGCGCUCCGUACAUGCGGGUCGUUGGAAUAAGUGUCGAUGCGGAGGGUAAGGGAGCGAUCUCGCGUUUCAACAACAUUACCACUGACGAAGAGUCGAUGUUCCGUAAGCUGGCAGCCAGUCCCAACAUCUAUGAAACGCUGGCGGAAAGUUUGGCUCCAAGCAUUUUCGGCUCCCAGGACAUUAAAAAGGCCAUUAUUAGCAUGCUGUUUGGCGGGUCGCGUAAACGAAUGCCAGAUGGUUUGACGCGCCGUGGUGAUAUCAAUAUUCUGCUGCUGGGUGAUCCCGGUACGGCCAAGUCGCAGCUGCUGAAGUUCGUCGAGAAGGUUGCUCCGAUUGCGGUUUAUACUUCCGGCAAGGGCUCGAGUGCUGCCGGUUUGACUGCGUCGGUCAUCCGGGAUCCGGCCACACGUAACUUCGUCAUGGAGGGCGGUGCGAUGGUACUGGCAGACGGGGGCGUCGUGUGUAUCGACGAGUUCGACAAGAUGAAAGAGGACGAUCGCGUUGCGAUCCACGAAGCGAUGGAACAGCAGACGAUCUCGAUUGCUAAGGCAGGCAUAACGACGACCCUGAAUUCACGCUGCUCGGUCCUGGCUGCGGCCAACUCGAUCUUCGGCCGUUGGGAUGACACCAAGGGUGAUGAGAACAUUGAUUUCAUGCCAACGAUUUUGUCCCGUUUCGAUAUGAUUUUCAUUGUGAAGGACGAGCACGAUCAGAAGCGGGACAUUACGCUCGCGAAACAUGUCAUGAACGUGCACAUGAACGCGUCCAAGGCGAACCCGACGGAACCGAAGGAGGGUGAGAUUCCACUUGCGACGCUGAAGAAGUACAUUCACUACUGCCGGACGCACUGCGGCCCGCGGUUGAACGAACCGGCGGCUGAGAAGCUGAAAAGCCAGUACGUUCGCCUACGAGCAGGCGUAGGCGAACACGAACGGGCCACCGACAAACGGAUGUCGAUUCCUAUCACAGUCCGCCAGCUGGAGGCCAUCAUUCGCAUCUCGGAGUCGCUCGCCAAGAUGCACCUGCAACCGUUCGCAACGGAAGCUCACGUCAGCGAGGCGCUCCGUUUGUUUGCCGUGUCGACGAUGGCCGCCGCCAACAGUGGCUCGUUGGCCGGCGCCGAAGGGUUCACCACCGAGGAGGACACGGAGGUGUUGAACCGCAUCGAGAAGCAGUUGAAGCGCCGGUUUGCCAUCGGUUCGCAAGUCUCGGAGCAGAACAUUCUGGCGGAUUUUGCGCGCCAAAAGUACCCGGAAUCGGCGGUGCGGAAGGUCAUCCAUACGAUGAUCCGGCGAGGGGAACUGCAGCACCGCAUGCAACGUAAGAUGUUGUACCGUUUGUCGUAGGGGGAGGGUAGGGAAAAAUAUCCUCCGUAUGACACUGAAUUUUUUUGUCAACUUGUGUGUGCGUUUUUACUACUCUUAACUCUUUUCCAUCAUAAUAUACGACCUGUUUUUUUUGCAAUAAAAUAAUGCUCCGUAG
Messenger RNA from Anopheles coustani, 2471 nucleotides. It is a transcript of the gene Mcm5, whose product is annotated as DNA replication licensing factor Mcm5. The transcript has 2 exons. The coding region runs from base 131 to 2335 and encodes 734 amino acids. Lineage: Eukaryota; Metazoa; Arthropoda; Insecta; Diptera; Culicidae. Gene Ontology annotation, molecular function: ATP binding; single-stranded DNA binding; 3'-5' DNA helicase activity. Gene Ontology annotation, cellular component: nucleus; MCM complex. The record is from RefSeq and is a predicted model, not a curated record. Gene Ontology annotation, biological process: DNA replication; DNA replication initiation; double-strand break repair via break-induced replication.